Cercospora beticola is the source of this 7999-nucleotide messenger RNA. RefSeq lists its product as uncharacterized. Lineage: Eukaryota; Fungi; Ascomycota; Dothideomycetes; Mycosphaerellales; Mycosphaerellaceae. The record is from RefSeq and is a predicted model, not a curated record. Gene Ontology annotation, molecular function: alpha-1,3-glucan synthase activity. Gene Ontology annotation, cellular component: fungal-type cell wall. Gene Ontology annotation, biological process: fungal-type cell wall (1->3)-alpha-glucan biosynthetic process.
CGUCGACCUCAUGUCCGGCCCAUGCAACCCUGCUGCUGCUCUUUCACUUCACGCCCUCGGGUCGAUGGUUCUCCCACUCGCAGCCGUUGUGCCCCACCCGCGUUCAGCGCUUUAACAUCCCUGCACCUCGCUGUGCCUGGCAUACACUUGAACGCAGGUCCGCAUCCUUUCGCAGCCCAUCACUCACCUCCGCUGCUAACUCUUCGCAACUGCCCAGCGGACCAGCACCCGGCGUGCUUUCCUUUCCCCUCCUCGCGCUCACCACCACCUUCUCCUUCUGGAUGAGCUUUGCCUAGAGGCCCUCGACUCCAGCCAGUGCUGCCGCGGCACUUGCAUUCGAUGCGAGCGAGCAACAUGUUCGGAACAUGUAUUCUCCGCCUCGCUUCACUCGCGGCUCUGGUCUCCGGCUCCUACUAUGACCCCGUGGAAGAGCCGUGGAAUCUGAACGUCAACGAAAAUGCGGCAACACCUCUCGAAUACACCACUCCGGAAUGGCCUGCGGGAUUCGAGCACACGCCUAGUCCCGAGAAUUGGCGUUUCCCGUUUUACAGCUUCUUCCUGGACCGAUUCGUGAACGGCGACCCCACCAACGAUAACGCCAAUGGCACCACUUGGGAGGAAGAUUACCGCCAGACGCAGCUUCGAUAUGGCGGAGACAUCGUUGGCCUCCAGGACUCGCUCGACUACCUCCACGGGUUGGGCAUUCGCGGAAUUUAUCUUGUCGGCAGUGCCUUCUUGAACAAGCCCUGGGAAGCCGACGGCUUCAGUCCUCUCGAUCACACUAUCCUCGACCACCACUUGGGCAACAUCACUCAAUGGCGAGAGGGCAUCAAGGCGAUCCACGACAAGGGCAUGUAUGUGAUCAUGGACAACACGAUGGCGACCAUGGCCAAUCUGUUUGGUUUCGAAGGAUACUACAACACAAGUACCGAUUGGUCCUUCUCGGAGCACAACAUGAAUUACAUCAGCAAGAACCGAUACCGUGACUUUUACCAGACCAACGAAUUUCACGAAGUCUGUCCCUACGACUUUCCACGCUUUUGGGAUCAAGGUGGCAACCAGAUCAUUGAUAACAACACGAAUGCGAUGGUGGGCUGCAUGGACAGUGAAUUCGAUCAAUUUGGCGACGUUGGUGCUUUUGGUGUGUAUCCGGAAUGGCAAAAGCAGCUCAGCAAAUUCAACGGUGUUCAAGAUCGUUUGCGAGAUUGGCGACCGCAGGUGCUGGACAAGAUCAAGCACUUUUCCUGCAUGAUGAUCGAGGCUCUUGAUAUCGAUGGGUACCGUAUCGACAAAGCCAUGCAGGUGACUGUCGAUGGGCAAGCUGAAUGGUCAAAACACCAACGCGAGUGCGCUGCGUCUGUUGGCAAGAAGAACUUCUUCAUCCCGGGAGAAAUUGUCAACGGAAAUGCGAACGGCGCAGUUUACCUCGGACGCGGCAAGGAACCGACCAUGCAGGAGUACAACGAGACGGAAGCCAUGUUGACCAAACAAGACAACAACUCAGCAUACAUUCGAGAUGCGGGCUUGCAAGCUCUCGAUGCAGGCGCAUUUCACUACUCCACCUACCGAGCACUGAUGCGAAUGCUUGGGCUUGACGGUAACCUCUUGGCUGCGAACGACGCUCCGAUCAACUUUGCUGAUCAGUGGGCGACUUUUGUGCGAACCAACGACAUGCAUAAUGCAAUCACUGGCGAAUUCGAUCCACGCCACAUGUAUGGCGUCUCAAACCACGACGUGCUUCGCUGGCCCGGAUUGACUAACGGCACGCAACGGCAGCUGCUUGGCGAUUUCAUCAUUACCAUGGUCAUGCCAGGUAUCCCAUUGAUCAGUUGGGGAGAGGAACAGGCAAUGUAUGUCCUUGACAAUACCGCAAGCAACUACAUCUUCGGUCGUCAGCCCAUGGCCUCGGCGCAAGCUUGGCAGAUGCAUGGCUGCUACAAAGUCGGCAACACCAACCUGAACGACUGGCCAAUCAACAGCACGCUCAAUGGCUGCAAAGAUGACGGCGUCAGCCUGGACCACAGAGACACUUCUCACCCAGUGUACACUGUGCUCAAGGAGAUGUUCGAGAUGCGACAACGUUACCCUGUUCUCCAGGACGGUUUCAAUGUGAAACAACUCUCGAGCCAGACAUUCAACUACACGCUGCCAGGCUCUUUUGGUGUCCCAACUGAGACUGGUCUCUGGAGCGUGUAUCGCGGUCGUAUGCCUUUCCAGGACUUCGAAGGCGAAGGCUUCGGAAACCAAGGUGUCUGGCUGCUCUACACAAAUUACAACGGAUCCCGAGACUACGAGUACGAUUGCAGUGGUCCUGACGCCAUCAUCUCUCCUUUCGAUUCGGGUACAACUGUCAAGAACAUGUUUUAUCCAUUUGAUGAGUACACGCUUGAAGAUUCAACUGUGUCAUUGGGUAUUGAAGACUCGUCGGAUGUGAAUGGUUGCGUCCCUCGACUCAACAUGACCUUGUACGGGUGGAAAGCGUUCGUGCCCAAAGAUAAAUGGGUGGCACCAUCGCCAGUGAUCACUCGCUUCCUGCCUGGCCACGAUGCGCGCAUCCUCUCCGAUACUCCUGUGUCUGACCCAACGACUUUCGAGGUGGAACUGCGUUUCUCAACGGAGAUGAGCUGCAGCUCGCUGUCUGAUGCGCUUUCCAUUAACUCCACCACUGAGAAUGGCGAAGUCGCCGAGUUCGAUACGGAGAACAUCGACUGUGCGGUGAUGGAUCCUCAAUUCGAAGCUUACUACUAUGGCCCCAGUCCUUCCAUCUGGCGAGCUCGAUUUAACCUGACCAAUGUGUACGACGGUGUCCAUCAAAUCAAUGUGAACAACGUCACAAGCGAGGCCGGCGACACCUUCACAAAUUCUCAUGACCACUACAUGAUUCGCGUCGGUCAAGAGAACAACCCAAUCGUCUUCCCACUCAAAGGAAACUACAGCACGUCUCUCGUUUACAAAGACACCACAAGCGAAAAGCGCGACGCUUCGAUCACCACAUCAGGCCUCAUGGUCAACCACAACGCGCCAGGAGCUGACAAGUGGCGGUACUCUACUUCAUUCGGUGCAGUCUGGUCGGACUGGUUCGACUACACUCACGGCAACGUAUCGAUACAAUCGCAGACCUGGCGAGGCAAGAAGGUCCAAAAGUGGUCUGGCGACCAUGUCCAAGUGCAGUACUGGUCUCGCCUUGCUGGAAGCAGUGCUCACUUCGUGGAAGGUGAUGUUGUUGGUUCCGACACGCCUCCAAGGCGAUUCCCGCACCUGUUCCUCCAUGGCUCGUUCAAUCAAUUUGGUUACGACUCCGGAUUGGAUAACAGCAUGUCUCAGCUCGACAAUGGUACCUGGUAUUUCGACUUCAUGGACGAGUGGCCGUCUCAGUUUCAGAUCAAUGUUUGGGGCAUGGCCGAUGAUGGAAGUCCGGAUGUCUCCAUGGCGUACGGUGAUGUCGACAACGACACUGUUCUCGACCGCAUCUCGCCCGUCUCUUUGCAGAAAGCGCAAACCAACAUUACUAAUGAUGGUCCCAAUGGCACUGCCCUUGCUUGGCGAAUUCUGUUCAACGACGGCGAUUUGCGAUACUACAUGGUUCCAGUCGGCAAUCGAUACCUCCAGCUUGUCUUGUGGGUUUUGUUGGCCAUCAUUCCGAUUCUCUCGGCCAUGGCCGCCGUCUGGGCUUACAUGCACUACUUCUAUGGCGUCAAAUUCAACGAAAUCGGACUGUCGGAGAAGAACAGCAUCCUUCCAGUAGCAGCGAUUGGGAAGAUAUUCAAUCGUGAGAAGUACAGCGAGAAAGACGACCCCGUAUCUGGUGAUUCUUCGCCUGAUCUUGCCGCCGGAAUCAUCCGCGACACGAUGGGAGCUGGUGGUGCUGGUGCCGUGGUCGAACAACAUCGCAGGACAGUCUUGAUUGCCACAAUGGAGUAUGAUAUCUCCGACUGGAACAUCAAGAUCAAAAUCGGAGGACUCGGUGUCAUGGCCCAGCUCAUGGGCAAGAACUUGGAACAUCAGGAUUUGAUCUGGGUAGUCCCAUGUGCUGGCGGCAUUGACUAUCCCGUCGACACUCCUGGCGUGCCAAUCGAUGUGACCAUCCUCGGACGCACGUACGAAGUUCAAGUCCAAUACCACAAGCUCAACAACAUCACGUACAUGCUUCUCGAUGCACCGGUAUUCCGCCGACAGAAUGCGAAAGAGCCCUACCCGGCUCGUAUGGACGACCUCGACAGCGCAAUCUACUAUUCUGCCUGGAACCAGUGUGUUGCAGAAGCUAUGCGCCGAUUCCCGAUCGAUCUCUACCACAUCAACGAUUACCACGGCACAGUCGCGCCACUCUACCUCCUUCCAGAUACCAUCCCUUGCGCGCUCUCAAUUCACAAUGGAGAGUUCCAGGGUCUGUGGCCUAUGCGAAACACACGAGAGUCUGAGGAAAUCUGUUCUGUUUUCAAUCUGCCGCAAACUGUGGUACAGCGCUAUGUUCAGUUUGGAGAGGUGUUCAAUCUUCUGCACGCUGGAGCCAGCAUUCUGCGAAUUCAUCAAAAGGGCUUUGGCGCCGUCGGUGUCAGUAAGAAGUACGGCAAGCGUUCUUGGGCACGAUACCCAAUCUUCUGGGGUCUCAAGAAGAUCGGUGCUCUGCCAAACCCUGACCCAAGUGAUAUCGCCGAAUGGGACAAGAAGCUCACCGACCCAGACUCAAUACAAAUCGACCAGGUGUUCGAAAGCGGCAGAGCUAGCUUGAAGCGACAGGCGCAAGAAUGGGCAGGCCUAGAACAGCGCGCAGAUGCAGAUCUAUUUGUGUUUGUUGGUCGCUGGUCGAUGCAGAAAGGUGUGGACUUGAUCGCAGAUGUCUUUCCGGCUAUCCUGGAGAAAUAUGAGCACGUCCAGCUGCUCUGUGUUGGCCCUACCAUCGAUCUUUAUGGCAAAUUCGCAGCACUGAAGCUGCAAAGAAUGAUGGAGAAGUAUCCUGGACGAGUCUACUCCAAGCCUGAGUUCACUGCGCUCCCGCCAUUCAUCUUCAGCGGUGCCGAAUUUGCCCUCAUUCCUAGCAGAGACGAGCCGUUCGGUCUUGUUGCUGUCGAAUUCGGCAGGAAAGGUGCGCUUGGUGUGGGUUCUCGUGUUGGAGGUCUCGGUCAAAUGCCGGGUUGGUGGUACACGAUUGAGUCUUCCACCACCAAACACCAGAUGCAUCAAUUCAAGAUGGCCAUUGCAGCGGCUUUGAAGUCUGACUACAAUACACGUGCCAUGAUGCGAGCUCGAUCGGCCAAGCAGCGUUUCCCUGUGGCUCAAUGGAAAGAGGACCUCGAAAUCCUGCAGGGGACUUGCAUCAAAAUUCACAAGAAGCGCAUGGAACACAUCACUGCUAGACGUAUGGGACUGGAGGACAAGAGCGGCACAUCGAGUGGCUGGAACACUCCUGGUUGGAUGACUCCACGUAGUGGCUGGGGCACUCCUGCCGGCAGCAGGCCGAACACACGGCCGUCUUCGCCCAACCGCUCCGGAGCGACCACACCAAACGCGUCUCGCCCUGCAUCUCUCUCACUGGGUAUGCGACACGGUCCUGGUCACGGAGGCUCUCCGCCACAGUCGACGACACCUUCUUCUCACACUCCUAGCGCCUCUCGCCGCAAUUCACUCGAAGAACAGCAGGACCCACGUCGCCGUCUCAGCAGUAUCGAGGACGAAGAGAUCAUCACGCGUCAAGAAGCAGAAGAUUCAAAGCGUCGGUCUCAGCUGGGCGGUGUCAAUGAAUACAACUACUCACUGCGCGAUGGUACGCUCGGCCAUGCAGGUCCGUCGGCUCCUAGCGCAACGCAUAAUCCCUACUUCUCCCCCACGACACCAGGAGAUACACCAGAGGGUGCACGAUUUCCCUUCUUAUCUCGUCCACAUAGCCCCGUGCGAGGCAUGGCACCCAGCAUUCCGCAGACCCCUCUCUCUACGGAGACUGUCAUGGACGAGAAGAAGAACCAGCCUCAGGACCUGAUGCCAUUCUUUACCGAUCCUACUGGACUGUAUAUCAAGACUUUUGACAAGAAACUCGAUUCCCUGAACGGCAGCAACUCGGAAAGCGCUCUGUGCAUUGAGGAGUACUUGGAGAAGUCGGAAAAGGAAUGGUUCGGCCGCUUGCAUGAUGCUAAAAUGAGCCGCGCUACAACGCCCAACGCAUCGAGAGGACCAACUCCAGCUGGCUCAAUCUACGAAGGCAUUGAGACAGACGAGUCGCUCGCCCAGUUCUUGCUUCCCGAGAACUACAAGGCCCCAACGGGCAUCAAGCGUAUAAUGCUGCAGAAGGUGGGAGACUGGCCCGUCUACUCUCUCCUGCUCGCAUUGGGACAGAUCCUCGCCGCGAACUCUUACCAGAUCACACUCAUCAGUGGCCAGGUCGGACAGACUGCUGGCCAACUGUACACAAUCGCCUGUAUCUACUUGGCAACAACCUUGAUCUGGUGGUUUGUUUUCCGUCGCUUCGAGGCUGUCUGGUGUCUCAGUCUACCAUGGGUAUUCUAUGGCUUGGCUUUCUGGCUCCUGGCUUUUGCACCAUUCGGCAAAUCUGACAGCGCUCGUGGAUGGGUGCAAAACGUGGCUACCGCCAUGUACGCAGUGGCAUCGUCUUCCGGCUCACUGUUCUUUGCUCAGAACUUCGGUUCGCUUGGCUCGGCGCCUGUUAAGGACUGGGCGUUCAGAGCAUGCGCAAUUCAAGGCACACAACAGCUGUAUGUUGUUGGACUCUGGGCCUGGGGUAGCCAGCUUACACGCACCAACGCGAAUGGACAAUCAACCUCUUUGGGCUACAAGAUGACCGCAAUCGGCAUUCCGAUCUCCAUCUUCUUGUGGGCUGUCGGCUUGGUUCUCUUCUUCGGUCUCCCAGACUUCUAUCGCCAGAAACCCGGUGGCGUGCCCGACUUCUACUCGUCCAUCUUCCGAAGAAAGAUCGUCGUCUGGUUCUUGGUCGCUGUGUUCAUCCAAAACAUCUUCCUGUCUGCACCAUAUGGUCGUAACUGGUCGUAUCUCUGGAGUUCCAGACACGCCCCAGGAUGGGCCAUCUUCUUGCUCAUCCUCCUCUUCUUUGUGGUUGUGUGGAUCGGCGUGCUGCUCUUCUUCGGAUAUCUCUCAACGACUCACAGCUGGAUCAUCCCCAUCUUCGCUAUCGGCCUAGGUGCUCCAAGAUGGUGUCAGAUUCUGUGGUCAAACUCCAACAUUGGGCAGUACCUUCCUUGGGCUGGCGGCCCUAUCGCAUCUGCUCUGCUGGGCAGGUGUCUUUGGCUGUGGCUCGGCGUGCUCGACUCCAUCCAAGGCAUCGGCUUUGGUAUGAUCCUGUUGCAGACCAUGGUCCGCUUCCAUUGCUCUUUUGCUCUCAUGGCUGGUCAAGUCAUUGGUGCGAUAGCCACGAUCAUUGCAAGAGCAGAUGGUCUCAACAGCACAGGUCCCGGACCGACCUUCCCCAACUUCGCUGGCGGAUGGGUUGAUGGCCUUUCUCAGCCAUGGUUCUGGAUCUGUCUCGCUUUCCAACUUGGCAUCUGUGUGGGCUUCUUCACAUUCUUCCGCAAGGAGCAACUCACCAAGCCAUAAGAUGAUCAACGACGACACGGACGCAAUUUCGCUUCUUGAUACCACGCUUUUGUUUGACCUGUACAGACUUCUGGAAAGCAGAACGAAUGUCGAUUUUGGUGUGCUUUUUCUGCAUGGGAUUUUCAUGAUCUGAUGAUGAUCGAAACCGGCGUUCGAACGCGGAUGAGAUUUUGAGUUUUUUGUGCGUGGGGAGUCUGUUUUAUUCUGUGGCACUUCAGCGCAUAGCAUUCUGCAUCGUUGCAACAGCUUUUUCUUUCAAGCAUCCUGCUUUAGUUCUGGGGCUGAGGAGGUGGUUGUAUGAGAAGACGGAGGAAGAGGAGGAGUGGCGACUUGCGAAGAACAAUAACAGUAAUACUGCAUAUACCCCAAAGCGAGUAUAGAGGAUAUAUAGAUGAGAGACACCCGAAGUGCUCGGCUCUCGAUGGCUGGCAAUGUACGA